AUGGCUCUUAAUACUCCACAAACCCUUGUUCGUUCACGUUCUUCCUCAUUCAACGGUUCUCUUGAACCAAAAAUUCUUAGACCCUUUGACGCUGGUGAAAUUAAAAUUUUGCUACUUGAAAAUAUUAAUCAAAUUGCCGUGGAAUUGCUCACGAAAGAAGGAUAUCAGGCAAGUAAUGUUAAUUAUUAUCUACACGUCGAGAAUUUUCUUUAUCUGUUUAUUGCAAAAAGUAACGAUGUGAUCAACAAUUGCUCUAUCCAGGUGGAGCAACAUGCUAAUGCUCUUUCGGAAGCAGAACUCAUUGAAAAAAUUCGGGAAGCACACGCGGUUGGUAUUCGCUCAAAAACUAAAAUGACAAAAAAAGUUUUAUUGGAAGCAAAGAAACUUUUGGUUAUUGGUUGUUUUUGCAUUGGUACAAAUCAAGUUGACUUGGAAACAGCAGCGAAACAAGGAAUCUCGGUCUUCAACUCACCUUUCAGUAAUAGUCGAAGCGUUGCCGAGCUCGUGAUUGCUGAAAUAAUCGGAUUGUCACGUCAAUUGGGUGAUCGUAACAACGAGAUGCAUCGAGGUGACUGGAAUAAGGUUUCGAGUAAAUGCUAUGAAAUCCGCGGAAAGAAACUCGGCAUCAUUGGGUACGGUCAUAUAGGUGCUCAGCUUUCCGUACUAGCGGAAGCGAUGGGCAUGACAGUAUAUUUCCAUGACAUAAUCCAAAUAAUGCCACUCGGAUCCGCCAAACAAUUGGGUAGCCUCUAUGAGCUACUGGAAUGUGUUGAUUUUGUGACCAUACAUGUGCCAGAAACUCGAGAAACAAAAAACAUGAUUGGUGAUUCGGAAAUUAAAAUCAUGAAGCCUGGAAGCUAUCUGAUAAAUGCGUCCAGGGGUACUGUUGUGCAGAUCCCGGCAGUGAUUAAAGCGCUAAAGAAUAAGCAUUUGGCGGGCGCAGCGUUAGAUGUGUUUCCACGUGGCUCUACAGAAGAAGCACAGCGAAUGAUCGGCAUCGAGGUGGCAGGGUUCCUUACAAAAUACAUUAAUAAUGGAACAUCAAUUGGCGCUGUCAAUUUUCCAGAAGUAGAUCUUCGUGCUAUUCCAGCAGCCACGCAAAAUUCAUGUCGUUUGUUGUUUGCCCAUAAAAAUGUACCUGGUGUAUUAAAGAUUAACGAUAUUCUCUCCGAUCAUAAUGUCGAGAAACAAUUCUCUGAUUCGCGUGGAGAAAUCGCUUACUUGAUGGCCGAUAUCUCGAAUGUAACCUAUGAGGAAAUUCGAAAAAUUUACGAAUAUGUAAGCGCUACAAAGGCUAAUAUAUUAACAAGAAUUGUCUACUAA
Messenger RNA from Ambispora leptoticha, 1323 nucleotides. The record is from the annotation of a GenBank genome assembly. Lineage: Eukaryota; Fungi; Glomeromycota; Glomeromycetes; Archaeosporales; Ambisporaceae.